CGGAGCUUCGCGUGGAAUAUAACAUUGACAGCGCAACAAGUUUGGUUCAGUCUGGCACGGCAGAAACUCCGAAGCUACAGAUGCGUCGAAGCUGGCUUAAUUCAACUUAGAAACCUAGUCCAAUUACCAUGCAGACAGGAGAAGGAGCUCCUUCCUCAUGACAGCAGCACUGGAGAUGUGAGCGUGGCUCUCGUGGGCUCUGUCUUCAGGGCGAGAUAGCUAGACUUUUCUAAUCAUAUCUGUAAGCAUUUUGUAAUUCCUCCACCAAAGAGCUGCGAGUGGGAUUUCCUUCGUCAGAUUAGACUUUUCUCCAGCUCGCUUCUUAUCAUGGAGAUGCACACGGACGUCUUGCUGGUGACUGCAAACGUUGGAUCACUGUUUGACAAUGUGGGUGAUAUUGAAGGAGACUGGCUGCAAGAGUUCUUCAUGACAGUGCACAAGCAUACGCCGCGCUUCAUCGCCCUGCACUUUCAGGAAGUUGGUGGAAAGGACUAUAAGAGGAACAUGGGCCACGCAAAGAAAUUUUUCCUGACCAUAGAGUCCAGAUGUGAGAUGGCUGACUUCGACAAAGUCUGUGUUUAUGUAGACAGUCAUUUCAAUGAUGUUGACAGUUUCACGGCUCUGGGAAGCAUGUAUUUCAUCCACAAGUCACUGAAAAAUAUCCAACAAUAUGACUUCAAAGUCACAGCAUCUCAUGAAUAAGCUCUCAAGAAGAGGACUAAUAGAAGAGCCAUUAAGAUCAGCGGACCAAUGAAUUUGGUGCCCUAUCAAAUCAGUAUCUCAUAGAUCCUGCACUCACAGCCUACAGCCACGCGACAACUCUAACAUUAGUAUAUUGAUUUUACAUUUGCAUGCUUUUCUUACAAUAUGUCUUGUUUGUUUAUUCCU
Messenger RNA from Cyprinus carpio (common carp), 888 nucleotides. RefSeq names its product inositol polyphosphate-5-phosphatase A-like. The record is from RefSeq and is a predicted model, not a curated record. The transcript is spliced from 6 exons. Lineage: Eukaryota; Metazoa; Chordata; Actinopteri; Cypriniformes; Cyprinidae. Gene Ontology annotation, molecular function: inositol-polyphosphate 5-phosphatase activity. Bases 328 to 702 code for a protein of 124 amino acids.